This is a messenger RNA of Hevea brasiliensis (rubber tree), 1365 nucleotides long. Its product is annotated as heat stress transcription factor C-1. Lineage: Eukaryota; Viridiplantae; Streptophyta; Magnoliopsida; Malpighiales; Euphorbiaceae. The record is from RefSeq and is a predicted model, not a curated record. The coding region runs from base 350 to 1303 and encodes 317 amino acids. Gene Ontology annotation, molecular function: RNA polymerase II cis-regulatory region sequence-specific DNA binding; DNA-binding transcription factor activity. Gene Ontology annotation, biological process: regulation of transcription by RNA polymerase II. Gene Ontology annotation, cellular component: nucleus. The transcript has 3 exons.
AAAGAAAAUAGCAAAAAGUGAGGAAGAAUUGGGAAGAAGGGAAAGAGAAGAAAGGAAAGGAAAGGAAGAAAAGGAAGAAAGAAAGAAGGAGAAGAGGAAGAAGAAGAAGAAGAAGGGAGGAAGAAGGGGAAGAUGAUCAGAAUUUUGGGGGUUUCUCUAGCAAGAUAGAACUGGCAAGGGAAAAAGAGAGAGUAUGACCUGAAAUAUAAGCAAUUAGAGAGAAAUGGAGAAAGGAGGAGAUUAGGAGCAAACAGGAUUUCAGCAAGGGAGAAAAUUUUUCAUCCUUUCAGAUGUUACAUCAGGCAAGAAAUAGAGCCAGCUAGCUAGCUGGGUAAAGAGUGUUUGUGGGAUGGAGGCUAAUACCAUCGUUGCUCCUUUCGUCAUGAAGACAUAUCAGAUUGUGAACGAUCCAGCCACGGAUACGCUGAUCACCUGGGGCAAAGCCAACAACAGCUUCAUCGUCAUCGAUCCUUUAGAUUUUUCCGAGAGGAUCUUGCCUGCUUAUUUCAAACACAACAACUUCUCUAGCUUCGUUCGCCAACUAAACACCUAUGGUUUUAGAAAAGUGGAUCCCGAUAGAUGGGAAUUCGCAAACGAGUGGUUUCUUCGGAGCCAAAAGCAAUUGUUGAAGAAUAUAGUUCGUAGAAAGCAUAGCAAGGGCUCAUGUAUGCAAGCUAAAAUAGAGGAUUUUGACAAUGAAGAGCUAGUUAUGGAGAUAGCAAGGUUAAAGCAAGAACAGAGAGUCAUGGAGAAAGAGCUUGAGGAUAUGAACAAACGCUUGGAGGCCACAGAGAGACGCCCUCAACAAAUGAUGUCUUUUCUUUACAAAGUUGUGCAGGACCCUGAUCUUCUCCCUCGCAUGAUACUCCAGAAAGAACGAACCAAACAAUUAAAUGACAAGAAGUGCCGGUUAAUGAUUUCUUCUUCUUCAUCAUCCUCUGGUGGGGCGGCAGUUUCUAGUUUGGUGAAGUCUGAAGAGGAAGAAACGGGAAGCGUUGGGGUAAUAUCGUCGCCAGAAACUGGGUUUUGCCAAUCUUCGCCAUCGCCGGAGAAAAAUAUCAUAAGGUGGUUAGGAGAAGGGAACUAUGUUCCUGACUCAGCGCCUAAUACAUUCACAUCAAUUUCGAUGGGUGGAGGGAUUAGGAACACUGUCACUGUUGCAAGGCCUCCACCAGAGAAUAACUUGAUAGGUUGUGGUGAUGAUAGGGUUGGCCAAAUAAGCUAUUUUGGAGAACUGGCGGCAGAUGUGGAGGCUAGACCACCACCGCCUUAUCCAUUUUCACUUUUAGGUGGUGGCUUUUAGCUGCUUCUAUACACAAGAUUUAUCUUGGAUUCUAUCUUCUAUAUUAUUUUUACUUUUUGAUA